Erythranthe guttata (spotted monkey flower) is the source of this 1442-nucleotide messenger RNA. Its product is annotated as casein kinase II subunit beta-1. The record is from RefSeq and is a predicted model, not a curated record. Gene Ontology annotation, molecular function: protein kinase regulator activity. NCBI's taxonomy places the organism in Eukaryota, Viridiplantae, Streptophyta, Magnoliopsida, Lamiales, Phrymaceae. Gene Ontology annotation, cellular component: protein kinase CK2 complex; cytoplasm.
ACAAAAAAAAAAAAAGAAAAAAAAUCACCCGUUUCUCUUUCUCUCUAUGUAAGAAGAACAAAUUGAAAUGAACCCUAGUUCUCUCCGUCUCUGUGAAUCACGCACCACUACGUUUUUCUCCUCUCUCCGAUCUUCCGAUUGAAAUUACAGAUUUCGCUCAACUUCAGACGUACAGAUAGAUACAGUCGAAGAAUUUUUGGAUUCGGAUUUUAUUUUUUAUUUUUUUUAUUUAAUAGUAUGAACAUGUACAAAGAUCGAGGGGCUGGGGGCUCAUCGAAAGGCGGCGAGAUGUUGGAUCGGAAACGGAUCAACGAGGCGCUGGAUAAGCAGCUGGAGAAGUCUUCACCUUCCACAUCCAGAAACAAGGGUUCCGCCAUCGCCGUGCCCUCCACCUCCACCGCCGCCGGGAAGCAUAUGGAAAACCGCUCUUCCUCCACCAUCCCCGCUAGCAAGAACAAGCUCUCCGAAGAAGAAUCUGACACAGAUAGUGAAGAGUCUGAUGUCAGUGGUUCCGACGGGGAUGAUACAUCUUGGGUUUCAUGGUUUUGCAACUUGCGCGGGAAUGAGUUCUUUUGUGAAGUUGACGAUGAAUACAUUCAAGAUGAUUUUAAUCUCUGUGGGUUGAGCAGUCAAGUCCCGUAUUAUGAUUAUGCACUUGACCUAAUCCUGGAUGUAGAAUCCUCUCACGGUGAUAUGUUUACCGAGGAACAGAAUGAAUUGAUUGAAUCAGCUGCAGAAAUGCUCUAUGGCCUUAUUCACGUACGGUACAUUUUGACAAGCAAGGGAAUGGCUGCAAUGUUAGAGAAGUAUAAGAACUACGACUUUGGAAGAUGCCCAAGAGUUUAUUGCUGUGGGCAGCCAUGCCUUCCAGUCGGACAAUCAGACAUACCACGGUCAAGUACCGUAAAGAUAUACUGUCCUAAAUGUGAAGACAUUUACUAUCCUCGAUCCAAGUACCAAGGCAAUAUCGACGGUUCAUAUUUCGGAACCACAUUUCCUCACCUGUUCUUGAUGACUUACGGACACCUCAAGCCUCAGAAGUCAACACAAAACUACGUCCCUCGAGUUUUUGGCUUCAAAUUGCACAAGCCUUGACGAACGAGUUUUUCGGCUUCGAAAUUCUUCUUGCGGUAAUAUGGCUGCCUCAGUGUAUAAAAUGGGCUGUGAACGAGCCAGGUGAAAAAAAAAAAAAAAAAAAAAAAGGAAAGAAAGAGAGGAAAAAAAGAGAGAGCAGGUAUUGAUGUAAAAUUGCUUAAUUGAUGUAGAAGCAAUUCUAUAGCUUAUGAGGAAUUGAUGUUUAACUUCAGAGAAGCACAUAUGCUUAUUUCGAUUUUUUUUUCGGUUGAGAAAUGUUUUGCAGUACUUAAUGUUAUGUAGUCUUUCGUGUGUGAAAUGCGUAAGCACUACACUUUUAUAUAUCGAACGAAUUGCGUUUUGAGUUC